CAAUAAUGAGUGGAUACACAGACGAUCAUUCAAAUUUAUUAAAAAGAUACCUCAAGUUUUUCAACUUGAAAAAGGAAUCUGCUUUUAAGGAAGUUAAAUUGUCCCUUGGAGACAUCAGAGAGGACUCCCUUGACAAUGCAGUCUUCACUAAAGCAGAUGUUGAAGGAAUCUUCUCCAAAAUUGAAGAAGAAGUCGUCAGUACUUUCAGAGACGAACUUGAUAGGUUCUACAAGAUGUCAGGAGUCUUUGUACAAAUGCUCCUUCAUGAUGCAGAGAAACAAGAUGCAAAUAUAAACGCAGAAGUCAGUUUUAUGGAAAAUUAUAAAGCACUUGAGGAGAUUAAGCAGUUUGAGGAAGAAAAAGAAGCACUCUCUUUACCAUCCAUGGUGAAUAAGGUUAGCAAAAUGGCGUCAAAACUUCCAACCCUGCUCGAUAAGGAUGAAAAUAAGCAGCUGCAAUUUCAAAACAAACAAUUGAUGACUGAGAAUGAAUCUCUUAAGAAAAAGAUAGCUUUUCAAGAGAAGAAACUCAUAGAUAGCUUGAAGGAGAAAUAGCACUCUUUCUACAAGCUUAAAGCAGACAGAGAGCGAAAGUAGCAGCCUCAAAUCAGAGUUGGAAGGGAACAUAAUCAUGACGGCUUCUGAGAAGGCUUCACUCGAAUCCAAACUUACCAGCUAUAAAUCUGAAAUUACUGAAUACAAAAAGCAGCUGAAUACUAAGAUUAGUAAGUUGAAACAAGUUGAGGCGAUGAAGAAAAUGCUGACUGACAAGAAUACUGAGAUAAAAGAAUUAAGGGAGAAGCUUUCAGCGUACGAAUAAGUGUAAUCAAUUGCUUCAAUACAGCACAAGAA
Molecule: messenger RNA, 851 nt
Organism: Moneuplotes crassus
Lineage: Eukaryota; Ciliophora; Spirotrichea; Euplotida; Euplotidae
Source: the annotation of a GenBank genome assembly